This is a messenger RNA of Hypomesus transpacificus, 1684 nucleotides long. RefSeq names its product multiple coagulation factor deficiency 2, ER cargo receptor complex subunit (gene mcfd2). The transcript has 4 exons. The coding region runs from base 121 to 582 and encodes 153 amino acids. The record is from RefSeq and is a predicted model, not a curated record. Gene Ontology annotation, molecular function: calcium ion binding. NCBI's taxonomy places the organism in Eukaryota, Metazoa, Chordata, Actinopteri, Osmeriformes, Osmeridae.
AAGCUGUCGUGUCCAUGAGUUGAAAGGUGAUUACGGGAAGCAGCUCUGUCCAAAAAUACUCAGAAAGCACGUAGUAGGAAUCAACAGCAAGACGACUGUGGAAAGCUUCAGUAUAAAACAAUGGUGUCGAUAAAAAUGAGAGUCAGAUGGAGAGUUUCCUGGUCCUGCCUGCUCCUGGUCUCCAGCUGUCUGCUAUACGUCCAUUCCGAUGAGCAGCAACAGCAACCAGAGACCACAGAGGGUCACCAUGCCCACCAUGGCCUGGACAAAAACAUGGUGCAGGACAAAGAUCACAUCAUGGAGCAUCUGGAGGGAGUGAUAGACAAGCCAGAAAAUGACAUGUCCCCGCAGGAGCUCCAGCUGCACUACUUUAAAAUGCACGACUACGAUGGAAACAACCUGUUGGAUGGCUUGGAGCUGGCCACAGCCAUCUCACAUGUUCACAAAGAGGAGAGGGGAGAGGACAGCCAACCAAUGAAAGAAGAGGACCUCAUAAGCCUUAUUGAUGAUGUUCUCAGGGAUGAUGAUAAAAACGAUGACGGCUACAUAGACUAUGCAGAGUUUGCGAAGUCGCUAGAAUAAAGAUGACACUGUUUGUAUUCUCUGGGUACCAGCUCAGAACACACCUCACUCAACCACAUGCCCCUUACUGACACUUCAGACACUCAAUUACAUUUACAUUUAGUCAUUUAGCAGACGCUCUUAACCAGAGUGACUUACAGUAAGUACAGGGACAUUCCCCCGAGGCAAGUAGGGUGAAGUGCCUUGCCCAAGGACACAGCAUCAUUUGGCACGACCAGGGAAUCGAACCAGCAACGUUCUGAUCACUAGCCCGACUCCCUUACCACUCAGCCACCUGACCCCCAAUUAACCAGUGGUGCAAUGUUUGAUCCGUCAUGCUAGCAGUGGACAAAUGGACAAUUAGUACUCUGUCAAGUGGUUUAAUCAGUAGCACCUCUGCCUUUUAAUAUAAUGGACCAAAAGAUGAAUACAAUUUUAUUAAUGGAGGUCAAUCUUUAACUUUCCAAGUGACCUUUAGUAUUGAUCAAGAGGAAGGGUAUUACAACCUGCGUAGCCUUUAUGUACGACAGGCUAAAGUAGCAGAUGUUAGGCUAACAAUGUAUUAGAAAGAUUUGCCUUUUGACCCAAUAGAGAAUACUGUAUUUGGGCAAGAAAACAAGUAUAUUUACAUACUUUUCAGUAGCCUGAAUGCACAACUUCAGUAUGCUCACAAGGAGACUAAAACCUGAGAUGAAUCUGUUGGUACAGACUCUCCUUGUAAACCAGUGAGCCAUGUUGUGCUUUAUUUCUUCAGCACUGGAGUAAAACGUGACUCGCAGCACAGUAAGACCACUGGAUAGUUAGCAGCAUACUCAAGUUUAUUUCAUUUUACAAAAAUAUACACAUACUGUAGAGUACAGGGUUCUGCUCUGGAGAGAUUCAUUUGAGCUGUUUGUUGAAGUGGUAACACCAUGUGCACUCUUCUCUUGCGGUUGAGAUACAUGUCUGUUCAAGCCCAGAAAAAGUUCAAAUGUUAGCUGAUAAAUUAUUUGUUACAAGAGUUCUAUUUUCAUGCAGUGUUGCUUGCUUGGGUAAUUGAUAAAUUCAGGUUAUUGUAUUGCAAGUGUGUUUAUGAUCCAACUGGGUUGUGUCUGUAUAUAAUAAAUGCAUAUGUGACAGUUCA